AUGCUAAACCGCCUACCUGAUGAAGCCGUAAAUGCUAAGCCAUUACUUCAGUUCAAAAUCCAUAGAAAAAUCCUCAGGAAUAAUGAAGGGCAUUUGACAAAGCUCUGGCUUCCUGUCCCCGUCGAGACCAUUACAGACAUGAUGACCCUCGGGAAAAUUCAGUUUAUUAAUUAUGUAACCCUUACCUUUCCUGUGAGCGGCAGUGGGAGUGAUAUAGAGGCACCCACAACCCUUACCUUUCCUGUGAGCGGCAGUGGGAGUGAUAUAGAGGCACCCACAACCCUUACCUUUCCUGUGAGCGGCAGUGGGAGUGAUAUAGAGGCACCCACAACCCAUACCUUUCCUGUGAGCGGCAGUGGGAGUGAUAUAGAGGCACCCACAACCCUUAUCUUUCCUGUGAGCGGCAGUGGGAGUGAUAUAGAGGCACCCACAACCCUUAUCUUUCCUGUGAGCGGCAGUGGGAGUGAUAUAGAGGCACCCACAACCCAUACCUUUCCUGUGAGCGGCAGUGGGAGUGAUAUAGAGGCACCCACAACCCUUAUCUUUCCUGUGAGCGGCAGUGGGAGUGAUAUAGAGGCACCCACAACCCAUACCUUUCCUGUGAGCGGCAGUGGGAGUGAUAUAGAGGCACCCACAACCCUUAUCUUUCCUGUGAGCGGCAGUGGGAGUGAUAUAGAGGCACCCACAACCCUUAUCUUUCCUGUGAGCGGCAGUGGGAGUGAUAUAGAGGCACCCACAACCCUUAUCUUUCCUGUGAGCGGCAGUGGGAGUGAUAUAGAGGCACCCACAACCCUUACCUUUCCUGUGAGCGGCAGUGGGAGUGAUAUAGAGGCACCCACAACCCUUAUCUUUCCUGUGAGCGGCAGUGGGAGUGAUAUAGAGGCACCCACAACCCUUAUCUUUCCUGUGCGCGGCAGUGGGAGUGAUAUAGAGGCACCCACAACCCUUAUCUUUCCUGUGAGCGGCAGUGGGAGUGAUAUAGAGGCACCCACAACCCUUAUCUUUCCUGUGAGCGGCAGCGGGAGUGAUAUAGAGGCACCCACAACCCUUAUCUUUCCUGUGAGCGGCAGUGGGAGUGAUAUAGAGGUACCCACAACCCUUAUCUUUCCUGUAAGCGGCAGUGAGAGUGAUAUAGAGGCACCCACAACCCUUAUCUUUCCUGUGAGCGGCAGUGAGAGUGAUAUAGAGGCACCCACAACCCUUAUCUUUCCUGUGAGCGGCAGUGGGAGUGAUAUAGAGGUACCCACAACCCUUAUCUUUCCUGUGAGCGGCAGUGGGAGUGAUUUAGAGGCACCCACAACCCUUAUCUUUCCUGUGAGCGGCAGUGGGAGUGAUUUAGAGGCACCCACAACCCUUAUCUUUCCUGUGAGCGGCAGUGGGAGUGAUUUAGAGGCACCCACAACCCUUAUCUUUCCUGUGCGCGGCAGUGGGAGUGAUAUAGAGGCACCCACAACCCUUAUCUUUCCUGUGCGCGGCAGUGGGAGUGAUAUAGAGGCACCCACAACCCUUAUCUUUCCUGUGAGCGGCAGUGGGAGUGAUAUAGAGGCACCCACAACCCUUAUCUUUCCUGUGAGCGGCAGUGGGAGUGAUUUAGAGGCACCCACAACCCUUACGGUGAACAGAUGA
Messenger RNA from Procambarus clarkii (red swamp crayfish), 1626 nucleotides. Lineage: Eukaryota; Metazoa; Arthropoda; Malacostraca; Decapoda; Cambaridae. The record is from RefSeq and is a predicted model, not a curated record.